GCAGGAAAUCGAGGCCUUUGUGACCAUUCUCUAAAAUAUUUAAGCUCAAGAAUUACAGAGCGGAAGCUGCAGGGCACCUGGCUACCUGCUGGCCGAGGGAAUUUGGAGAAACCAUUCCUGGGGCCACGUGGCUCCGUGGUGCCCGUGUUCAGCCCUCAGAAUGGCCUUCACUCUGUCCAUGCUGAGCACAGUCCACUGAAACCCAGGGUCGUGACUGUGGUGAAGCUGGGCGGGCAGCCCCUCCGCAAGAUCACCCUUCUCCUGAACAGGCGGUCGGUGCAGACAUUCGAACAGCUGAUUGCGGACAUCUCAGAAGCCUUGGGCUUUCCGAGGUGGAAGAAUGAUCGAGUGAGAAAACUGUUUAACUUGAAGGGCAGGGAAAUCAAGAGUGUCUCUGAUUUCUUCAGGGAAGGAGAUGCUUUUAUAGCCAUGGGCAAAGAACCGUUGACGUUGAAGAACAUCCAGGCAGCUAUUGAAGAGCUGUACCCUAACAAAGCCCGUACCCUGACGGUUACCCCACACAGCUGGGUCCCUUCUCCAAGGCUGAGAAGCAGGCUUUAUAGCAAGUCUCUGAAAGGAGGGCAUCAUUGUGGGGAGACUGAGAUUACCAAGAGCUGCAGUGAGGCAGCUGGGGACAAGGCGGCCAUCAGGCACCAGGAGAAGACCCCCAAAGAGCUGGUGCUGGAUGAUAGAACGAGGCCCCAGAAGAAGUGGGUGAGGGGGAAGCGGGAGCCUGAACCCAGUAGCAAGCCCUCCAGGGAAGCCACUCUAGAGGAGAGACAUGCAAGUGGAGAGAAGCACUUAGGAGUGGAGAUAGAAAAGACUUCGGGUGAAAUUAUCAGGUGUGAGAAGUGCAAGAGAGAGAGGGAGCUCCAGCAGAGCCUGCAGAGGGAAAGGUUGUCCCUGGGGACGAGUGAGCUGGACAUGGGGAAGUGCUCAAAGUAUGAUACAGAAAAGCUGGUGAGGACAAAAAGCUGCCGGAAGUCUCCCGAGGCAAAUAUCAUGGGUAGGGAAGAAGGGUGGAAAGGGGACAGUCACCGGAGCAGCCCCAGGAAUCCCAUUCAAGAACUGAGGAGACCUGGUAAGAACAUGGGGAAGAAAGAGGACAAAGAGCCAGAAGAUCAAGAAAGCCAUCCUCCAGGAACAGCCAAGGCUAAGAAGGACCUGGCUGAAGUUGCACCAGUUGCAGAGGAGGGGCCGAGAGACAUGAAGAACGAUACCAGGCAUGUUUGCCGGAACAAACAUGGUGGCUGGCUCCUGAGAGAGUGCCAGGCUGACUCUGAGAAGUUCCCCAGACCCCGCCGGGAUGAGAAGGAGGCAGAGAAGGAGAAAAAGGUAUGUCUGUCUGGAGGGAGGAAGAUGACUCUCAGAGAUGACCAACCUACAAGGGUAGAAAAGGAGCUCAAGAUGAGGCCAGAAGAGAACAAGCAAGACCGGCCAGGUCGAAAGACACGGCCCCUGGGCAUCAUUGCAGCCAACCUGGAGAAGCAUUAUGAGACUGGUCGGGUCAUUGGGGACGGAAAUUUUGCCGUGGUGAAGGAGUGCAGACACCGUGAGACCAGACAGGCCUAUGCCAUGAAGAUCAUUGACAAGUCUAAACUCAAGGGGAAGGAGGACAUGGUUGAUAGCGAGAUCUUAAUCAUCCAGAGCCUCUCUCACCCCAACAUAGUGAAAUUGUAUGAAGUAUAUGAAACGGAAACAGAAAUUUAUCUGAUCAUGGAGUAUGUGCAAGGAGGGGACCUUUUUGAUGCCAUCAUAGAGAGUGUGAAGUUCCCUGAGCCCGAUGCUGCCCUCAUGAUCCUGGACUUAUGUAGGGCCCUUGUCCACAUGCAUGACAGGAGCAUCGUCCACCGAGACCUCAAGCCAGAAAACCUUUUGGUUCAACGAAAUGAGGACAAAUCUACCACCUUGAAACUGGCUGAUUUCGGCCUUGCGAAGCAUGUGGUGAGACCAAUAUUUACUGUGUGUGGGACUCCGACUUAUGUAGCUCCUGAAAUUCUUUCAGAGAAAGGUUACGGACUGGAGGUGGACAUGUGGGCUGCAGGAGUGAUCCUCUAUAUCCUACUGUGUGGCUUCCCCCCCUUCCGCAGCCCAGAGAGGGACCAGGACGAGCUUUUUAACAUCAUCCAGCUGGGCCGCUUCGAGUUCCUCGCGCCUUACUGGGACAACAUCUCUGAUGCUGCCAAAGAUCUCGUGAGCCGAUUGCUGGUGGUAGACCCCAAAAAGCGUUACACGGCCCACCAGGUUCUUCAGCAUCCCUGGAUUGAAACAGCUGGAAAGACCAGCAUGGUGAACCUACAAAAGGAAGUGUCCCCCAGCAGCGAGGGCCACCCCAGGAGCCAGCACAAGAAGGCCGCAGAGCAGGCAUCAUAGUCACUGCUUUGGGCAUCUGUUCAGAACUGCUCGAGGACAGGGAACAGGUUAGACAUCUGAGAGAACAACAGUGAAGGGGGCUUCACAUAACUGGAGAAUCGAAAGGAGAGAUACACCUUAAAGCUUAUUAAAAAAAUAAACUGAAUCUUAAUGUUAAAUGUUCUAACAUAUUUUUAGAUUUGUAUAGUGAAGACUUUAAUACAUUUUUUGGGGGGGUUAAGAAUUUAUUAUAAGUGAGGCAUUUUGGUAAUGAUAUGUUUUGCUUUUUCCUUGUCAUCAAGUUCAUAGUGUAUUACCUGGGUGGUGCUUACCAGGGUCUAAACUCCCCCUGUGAGAUUAAUCAAGGGAAUCGUGGUCUUUCUGUGUUAAUAAAAUGUGCUCUGAAUGACAGAAGUGGGUUUGUAUUCUGAUUAUUUCCUAAUGCUGCUAAUGACAGCCACGGUAUUAUAGUGCAGACAUGUCCCGGAAGCCAAUGCGUUGACAUCAUGUAAUGGACACAUGAUGAAGUCACAAGAUCUAUUUAGGAUGUGCUGAUCUUGGUUUCUAGUCUUACUAAAUAUCAGAUUUGGCACAGUCUGAAAAAUGGAAAGAAGAACUCAUUGAAUCAUUCUUGCUCCUGCCAUACCCCAUUAUUCUGCUUUUCAGCCUAGCUGUCCCUGAGCCUGAGUCACUUCCAGGCUAUGACCGCGUGAACAUUUUCAAAUCACAGGAGAGCAAGUUAGUGCAUUAAUAUGUCAGAAAUGCAGCCAACGGGAGUACAUUGAGCUCCAUAGAGACAACGCCGGGGCAAGUGAGAGCCGGACGGGCACUGG
Tupaia belangeri chinensis (Chinese tree shrew) is the source of this 3185-nucleotide messenger RNA. RefSeq names its product doublecortin like kinase 3 (gene DCLK3). Gene Ontology annotation, molecular function: protein kinase activity; ATP binding. Gene Ontology annotation, biological process: protein phosphorylation. The transcript has 4 exons. Lineage: Eukaryota; Metazoa; Chordata; Mammalia; Scandentia; Tupaiidae. The coding region runs from base 430 to 2373 and encodes 647 amino acids. The record is from RefSeq and is a predicted model, not a curated record.